AGAGGACUGAAACUGCAGCUUUAAUGUGAAGAAACUCUUCUGAUUUUUUAUAAUUACUGUGGACUAUUUCCUUUACAAGACUGAAGGGAUGUGGAGGAGAGUGGCUCAGAUCCUGGGCCUGCUGCUCUGUAUACUGGGCUGGGUCUUUGUGGGCUGCACCCUCGCUAUGGACCACUGGAGAGUGGCUCAACUGGGGGGUCAAGGGGGUUCUUCUGUCGUGGUGACAGCUUGGUACUGGUCCGACCUGUGGAAAGACUGCUAUGAAGACUCCACUGCUGUGGUGAACUGUGUAGACUUCAGGUUGACAUGGACGGUCAAAUCAUACAUCCAUGCAGUCAGGGGGCUGCUGGUGAUCGGCCUGUGCCUCGGCCUGAUUGGCACAGUGCUCACAUUUUUCGGACUCGAGUGCACAAACAUCGGUGGAGACCGGAGGAGUAACGACAGGAUGUUAGGAACAGCGUCUGCUUUGCAUCUGGUCGGCUGCGUGUCAGACCUGGCUGCUUACUGUUUGUACAUAAACAGAGUGGCUGCAGCUUUUUUACACAGCAAAGCAGAUCCAUCAAAACUGAGCUAUGAAAUUGGACCACCCCUGUACCUCGGCCUGGUGGGGAGUUUCCUCAUUUUACUCGGCUCCACACUUCACUGUGCAACUGCAUGCAGAGUUAACCACCCAAAAAGCAGACCUCCCAUGGUUCCCUUCAUCUGUGAAAGAGGAGAUGAGAAAGAAGUUUUAAGAGGACAUAAACUCAUUUGUGCACCGUCAAACGUGUCGAAUGACUCCAGAAACAUCUUCACCUACAAGAUGGCUUCUGUUGUGACUGUGUGACACUAAAGAUUUUUAGUUUAUUUGUCCAGAUCAGGAUGUCACAUACUGAGGUCAUAGGUUUAAAUUCAUCUAGAAAAACAA
Larimichthys crocea (large yellow croaker) is the source of this 907-nucleotide messenger RNA. Its product is annotated as claudin-10. The transcript has 7 exons. The record is from RefSeq and is a predicted model, not a curated record. Lineage: Eukaryota; Metazoa; Chordata; Actinopteri; Sciaenidae. The coding region runs from base 89 to 826 and encodes 245 amino acids. Gene Ontology annotation, cellular component: membrane; bicellular tight junction. Gene Ontology annotation, molecular function: structural molecule activity.